AUGUUUCAAGCUACCACCACAGCGGCGCCACCGGCUAUGUCUAUUGGGUUUCCCUGUUUUUGGAGUCGACCACUUGUCCUACCUCUCCGGACCGCAAAGACAUUCAAGCCUCUAGCAUGUCUUAAACUGAAAGAAGGCGAAGGAAUGUUCCGGCCCCAUGAGACUGAACUGAAAGUUCGAGAUUAUGAAUUAGAUCAAUUCGGUGUUGUGAACAAUUCUGUUUAUGCAAACUACUGCCAGCAUGGUCUACACGAGUUUUUGGAGAGUAUCGGUAUCAACUGUGAUAAAGUAUCCCGUUCUGGUGAAGCCUUGGCAAUUUCCGAGUUGACUAUAAAGUUUCUUGCACCUUUACGUUGGAUGCAAAUUUGUGGUGAAAACGAGGAUAUCGAGGACAUCUGUGGCACGCAUUUACUUUGA
This is a messenger RNA of Camelina sativa (false flax), 417 nucleotides long. RefSeq names its product acyl-acyl carrier protein thioesterase ATL1, chloroplastic-like. NCBI's taxonomy places the organism in Eukaryota, Viridiplantae, Streptophyta, Magnoliopsida, Brassicales, Brassicaceae. Gene Ontology annotation, molecular function: fatty acyl-[ACP] hydrolase activity. Gene Ontology annotation, cellular component: chloroplast. The record is from RefSeq and is a predicted model, not a curated record.